AAGGGGCGGGGUCACAGUUGUCACGCGCAACAGUAUCAAAGCGUCGCGCGCAGUAAAUCAAAUCAAAUGGCUGUGUAUUUGUUCUCACCUCUAACAAAGGACUUUUUUAUAAGCUACUAUAUAACGGUACAUGCAGUGGAAAUGAGGCGUAACGAGGAAAAGCAGUCUUUCAGCGAAGGGUAGUACAGAAUGAAAUAAGUAAGAUUUCCUCAAACAUACAGCUAGCUUGCAUAUAAAUAAAGUGGGCGGAGCUGUUGGUUGUCAGGAGCAACGGCGUCAACACACUCGCACACUCGGUAGCGAGGCAGUUAGCUUGGUGCGUGCUUUGUGUCCACAACCGCGCGUGAACGCUUUCUCCGCUCAGACCUGAGGAACUAACCAGGAUACAGGAUCUUCUCCUGGUCUGCAGCUCUGAGAGACUUUUUUUUGCUGUCAACGUAAAAGAAAAGUAGAAGGAAUAAGGAAUGAAUUAUUUUAGACAUCUUUUUUCUGUAUCCAUCACGCGUUAACGCUCAGCAGUAGCAGGGUUUGGUUUUAUUCUGCCUCUUUUGCGUCGAUUUCUCUUUUCUCUUUUUGUGAGAAGAAGGGGAGACAACGUAAUGCUUUCGCAAAUGUGAACGGGAAGUGAAGUGUGUGCAGCGAUUUUGGGGAGAGAGAGUGGACACACACACACACACACACACACACACACACACACACACACACACACACACACACACACACACACACACACACACACACAGAGAGUGAGAGAGUGAGAGAGAGAUGGGCAAAUCCAACAGCAAACUCAAGCCAGAGGUGGUGGAGGAGCUGACCAGGAAAACCUACUUCACUGAAAAAGAAGUCCAGCAGUGGUAUAAGGGUUUCAUUAAAGACUGCCCCAGUGGGCAGCUGGACUCAGCUGGCUUUCAGAAAAUCUACAAGCAGUUUUUUCCCUUUGGGGACCCCACCAAGUUUGCUACAUUUGUCUUUAACGUCUUUGAUGAGAACAAGGAUGGACGCAUUGAAUUCUCUGAGUUCAUCCAAGCACUGUCGGUCACCUCCAGAGGAACACUGGAUGAAAAACUUAGAUGGGCCUUUAAACUGUAUGACCUUGAUAAUGAUGGCUACAUAACACGGGAUGAGAUGCUGAACAUUGUGGAUGCCAUCUAUCAGAUGGUGGGAAACACAGUGGAGCUACCUGAGGAAGAAAACACACCAGAGAAAAGAGUGGAUCGCAUUUUUGCUAUGAUGGACAAGAAUGCAGAUGGGAUGUUGACACUACAGGAGUUUCAAGAGGGCUCCAAGGCAGAUCCUUCCAUUGUACAGGCCCUGUCACUCUACGAUGGGCUUGUGUAGCCAGACUUCAACACGGCACACAGCUACCCCGACAAUCCAUUUUUGCCAUCCUGCUUGCUCUGUGAGAGAAGCUGAUGUAUUCCUUGCUUUCCCACACUUGCUUGGACCAUGUAUUGCAUUAGUGCAUUGUGGGGGCUGCUUGUGGAUACAGCUCAGCUGUCAAUUAUUCAUCUGCAUUGUCAAAGAAAAACACAGGUCAAGAUCACAGAUUGUGCCAUCUUCUGCAGAAUUAUUCUCAAGAUUCUUAUGAAUAUGAUGAAUUAAGUCAUUUCCUUUCAAGGAGAGAGAAGCACCCAUGCAUGAGCAGUGCACAUAUAAAAAUCAGUAUAUUACUGAAUACCAGUAGAACGUCAUUGUAUUUUGUUCGGUGGAUCAAGAUGAAGACAUUCAGACACACCAAACUCUUGAGGGGGCUCCAAACAGGACAACAUAUUCCAUAUAAAUAUAUAAUAAAUGAACAAAACUUCAAACUGUGUUACUGAAUUGUAGUUUAUGGACAAUGACAUGAAGGCUGUGAUUCACUGGACCUGAUAGGCCAGUAUUUUUGAAGAUCAAGUGAAAAUGUAUUAUACUUGAUUUAAUGUAUUCAGACAUGUUUUAAGCUGUUCUGAUCACAUCUGUGGUGUAAAUUACUGCUGCAACCUGUGCUGCUCUUGUGAUGCUUCUGUGAUCAUACUGAGGCGUGUGAUUUGCAUUAAACACUGAUAUGGUGAUGUAUUGCUUCUCUAGCUAAACCUUUGGCACAUAUGGCUCAAAAAAAGUGUUUACCAUUUACACUAUUUUCAAAUUUUCUUUAUAUAGCGCAUUUUGAAAACCAUGAGUCUCCUUAAUUUAUAUAAAAAACUUUAUAACAUAUCAUUGUACUUUUCCAACAGUUUACUUGCUUAACAGAAAUUUGAGACAGAAGGAGUCUAAUCUAACAAGCUUUUCAUAGCUAGGACAAAGAUUGGUUAAUUGGCUAAUUUUUGAGUGUUCACAUUACACUUACCUGACGUCAUUUCACAGCAUCGAGAUGACAGCACACCAGGACAACAACCAGAAGCUUCACAUCCCUCUGUACAGAAUAACAUUCAUGGCUUAAUAUGGUAUUUAAUAUAUUUAUCCAUGGUACUAAGAAAUCAAAUCGAAACAGUACAUUGUACAACAAGACAGUAUCUGAAUAUGCAGCACAUUGUACAGCAUGAAAGUGUAAUGUAUUUAUUCCCUGUUUGUCUAAACAGACUGCUGACAUUUCUGUUAUUGCGGCAGGAAACAGUUCAAGUCUCUGUAUUUAAAUGUAGUGGCACUCGAACUGUAUUAUGUAAAAAUACAUUUUAUACCCUGUAGUCUUUGACUUGGGAAACUUAUUUAAGGCUGUUAAGGACUAUAUUAUUGUACGAUUUAAGGGUACAAUAAAAUACAAAUCUCAAAUACA
Tachysurus fulvidraco (yellow catfish) is the source of this 2752-nucleotide messenger RNA. RefSeq names its product neuronal calcium sensor 1a (gene ncs1a). The transcript is spliced from 8 exons. The coding region runs from base 766 to 1338 and encodes 190 amino acids. The record is from RefSeq and is a predicted model, not a curated record. Gene Ontology annotation, molecular function: calcium ion binding; calcium sensitive guanylate cyclase activator activity. Lineage: Eukaryota; Metazoa; Chordata; Actinopteri; Siluriformes; Bagridae.